Molecule: messenger RNA, 1876 nt
Organism: Acanthoscelides obtectus
Lineage: Eukaryota; Metazoa; Arthropoda; Insecta; Coleoptera; Chrysomelidae
Source: the annotation of a GenBank genome assembly
GGAACAGUGGAUCGUUCAUGGCACCCGCCGCCGCGAGCCAAAGAACGACAUUGCCCUUCAAUUUAACCCUUUGUAACACCGCGGAAUACUCGCAUUCAUCCUGGUUUUCGAUAUUGCAGUGUUUGAGUAAGUUUAUCUAGCGGAAUGGGAGUCACAACGCUGUAUUUUUUAACGUGUCGGAUAAUGCACAAGAUAACCAAGGGACUGAAAAAGAAGAAAAAAAACAAGAAAUCCAAGAAAGGAGAGGACGAUCUCUUCAAGCCUGAAGAGUUAGAGAAGUACCGCAAGGAACACGAGCAACAACUGCAACAAGCUGCUGAGAGCGGGGAAUCGCAACCACAAAAUGAAGAGUGGAAGAAGUUUCUGGCUUUGACUUCAGGUGUCGAUGACAUACUAAAGAAGACCCAGGGAGACUUAGAUCGCAUCCGAAGCACAUCGUUUUUUCAGCGAAAACCUACCGAGGUUGAAAUCGAACAGGCUAAACAAGAGCACAUACGUCAACAGCAACAAGCAGCACAGGAAGCUCGAACAGAAGCCGCUGCGGUUACAGGUGCUCAAGGUAUCCGAGUCUGAAUCAGAAGAGGAAGAAGACGACGAUAUCUUCGACACCGCUUAUAUCGAAGCUGUUGCAACUGGAGAGAUAAAGCUAGCCAAUAUCCCUGAAUCGCCUACAGAGCUCACUGCUGACGGAGAUGAUCCCUUCGAUACUUCAAUUGCUGACAGAGCUAUAUUAGGACCUCAAGUUUCGAUCAAAGGGAAGCGAUUAGUUCCACUAGGGGCAGCUGUAGAAGUUUUAACUGGAAGGGUCGAGCUACCAACCUGUGCUACCAAAAGACCUGUAUCAAAUAAGAGACAAGUCUUCAAAGAGAGAGAUUUGCUCCUAGGCAGCUUUGAUCAAGAUACAGCUGCAACUAUUGCAGCAGCUGACUACGAGGAGCCAAAGAAAACAGUCCUAGACGAAGACAUCGACCUACCAGACGUUCCUAUUGACCUCAGCAAACCCAUACACCCGCCCGCGCCGGUAGUUAAAGGCGAACCUGAAGAGGCUAAAGAUGACCGCAAGGAUAUCAUAGAAGAGUUUGACCUCAUCGCUAAGAAAGAAGAGGAUGACGACGAUGUGGAGUUUGAAUUAUUGGCCGUUGAGAGUAUCAAGAAGCCUGGUAACGUUGUGAAGACUAUCCCUCCUGUGAUCGGCAAUCUUCCUGUUGCUGAAGUUUUGCCUGAUGAGAAGAAGUGGAACGCGUUUGAUUCAGAGCCUGCGACUGGAGGAGACGAUGCUGAUGUCGCAGAAAUAGACGACCCAUUCGACACUACCUUCGCUGCCAAAGUUGUACCAUUCGAAGAUAGCGAACCAGCCGAUGUUGAUCUUUUUAACACUAACGGCAGAAUACAAGAAUCCGAGCUAAAUUUCAUCAAGCCUGAAGAUAGAGACCUUCUAGGAGGAAGUCAAGUGGACCUUCCUUCUGCAGCUAACAUCGCACAAAUCGUUGAUGAAGAUGACGAUUUUGAUUUUGAUCCUAGAGCUGAGGAGAAACGUGAACGAUCAGUUUCCAGACCCGAAGUACUGAACAUUUCCGGUGGAUCAAAGACAGUUUCGUUUGAUAUCGCCUCACCUGAAGGGGUAGCUUUCGAUGGAAAGGUGAUCAAACCGCUAACUCCUUUCUACGCUCCACGAGAGGAGGAAAAACAGAACGGUUUAGAAGCUGACGAUCCGUUUGACACAAGUCGGAUCAGUGACGUCCAACCUGGAAGGGCUGAACUCAAGUGCAUUGAGAACGAGUUGCUGGAUCCGGAAGCUGAGAAAAAACUGAGUCUCGUUGAUCAUAGCUUUGAUCCUAGGGACGAAACUAGGGCUAAAAUUGAUAAGGUAAGUAAA